This is a messenger RNA of Acanthaster planci (crown-of-thorns starfish), 4232 nucleotides long. Its product is annotated as negative elongation factor D-like. Gene Ontology annotation, molecular function: RNA binding. Gene Ontology annotation, biological process: negative regulation of transcription elongation by RNA polymerase II. Gene Ontology annotation, cellular component: nucleus; NELF complex. Lineage: Eukaryota; Metazoa; Echinodermata; Asteroidea; Valvatida; Acanthasteridae. The record is from RefSeq and is a predicted model, not a curated record.
UGCCUAUGUGUGUAUUUUCUGUGCAUGAGUUUAAGUUUAGAUUGUUUUGCUCGUACUUUAAGUGAGCAUGUUUCCACAAAAUUUUCUGCCGCGGUUCCCGAGGUUCCUAUCCGAUCACCGGAAUUUCGGAAAUGGGACAAGUUGAAAUGGGGCAAAGUGGGGAUGGGACGAAGUGGUUAGGGGCGAUGUGGGGCGAAGUGACUGUAGGCCUAAACCGGCCUAGCCUAAGUAACUACCCUAACCUAAUCAUGCUAGUAGUUAUGGUAGCAACAGCCGACUCGGAAUAGUCUGUAUGCCUCUUUCCCUGUUCGAUCCUGAUAUUAUCUACGUUUUAAUACUAUGGAGGUGGAUCCUGAGGAGGAGGAACCGGAGGAGAUUGCAGAUUCUUACAGAGAGGAUGAGAGCAAAGAUGAUGAUGCCAUACAGAGAGAAUGCCUCAAGGCAUUCGCCAGCACCGACUACAUCAUGGAGUCGGGUGUCUUUAAAGAUCUGAAAAGGUACUUUCAGGCCGGGGGCACACCUGAACAGGUUGUCUUGUUGCUGUCUGAGAAUUAUACAGCUGUGGCACAGACUGUUAACCUGUUUGCAGAGUGGCUCAUCUUCACAGGCGUGAAUCCCACCGAGGUUCAACAGAUGGUGGAGGACCAUCUCAAAGCGCUCAUCAUCAAGCAUUUUGACCCCAAGAAGGCAGACUCCAUCUUCAGUGAAGAGGGAGGGACCCCAGCUUGGCUCGAGAUUAUGAUCCAGCAUCGCACCUGGCGGUCAUUGUUCUACAAAUUGGCAGAGGCGCACCCUGACUGUCUCAUGCUGAACUUCACAAUUAAGUUAAUCUCAGAUGCAGGGUACCAGGGAGAAAUUGGUAACGUGUCGACAGCUUGUCACGAGAUUGAGGUGUUCACCAAAGUGCUGCAGACAACCAUCAAUAAAUUACUGGAAGGCGGAGAAGAUGCAGUCAUCAAACAUUUGCCAGAGUUUAGCAAGAUGGUGUGUCAUGGUGAACACACUUACCUGUACGCUCAGAUGCUGAUGCACCUCCUAGCUAAGGACAAAGAUGGUGGAUCCAUCAUCCGGAGACUUUACCAGGAGGUACAGAAUGCUGGCAAGAACAAGGGUGAGGGAGUUACCCAGAUUAGCCUUGCACUAAGCUGUGCUGCCGCCUACCCUAAAGCCUGCCAAGCAUUGCUGUCGAUGAUCUGUAGAGAAGCACUCAACACUGCUGACAUUACUGUGUUGUUCAAGCUCUACAGUAACCCCGACCCACCGCCAGUGGAGCUGAUCCGAAUCCCUCAGCUCAUGGAGCUCUUCAAGCAGACCUUGUUUAAGCCAGGAGCCAACGUGAACCCCGAGCACAGGCACAAGCACACCUACCUGCUGGCCUAUGCAGCCAGCGUCCACGAGACCUUCAAGAAGGACAAGCGAGUCACCGUGAACAAGGACGAGCUGAAGGCCACCUCUCAGGCCAUCGAGAAGGUGCACAGCAUCUGCAGCUGCGACCAGAAAGUGGGCUCGGAGCUGACCGCUGAACUGACUGCGUUCUACCAGUGUAUCAGGUAUCCUGUUGUUGCCCUCGGUGUACUGUACUGGGUGGACAAGACAGUCCAAGAUCCCGCCUACUUUCAGCGCAUCACCGACCACACCCCUCUCCAUCUUAUUGUACUAGAUGAGGUUGUAAACUGUCAUCCACUGAUUCAUGGCAAAGUCCUGGACCUGCUCAUUAGACUGUUUGAAGACCCGUACCCACAGCUGGAUGUCCUAGUCCAGAUGGAACUGAAGAAAACCAUUUUGGACCGCAUGGUCCACCUUCUCAGCAAAGGCUUCGUUGUACCCGUGGUCCAGUACAUCGCCAAGUGUGUGGACGAGCUGGAUACGGACAUGUCCCUCAUCCGGCACUUUGUGACUGAGGUGCUGGACAUGAUUGCCCCACCGUACACCUCAGAGUUUGUGCAGCUGUUCCUGCCAAUCAUAGAGAACCAGGACAUCACGGGGACGUUGCGCAGUGAGGACGGCAAGGACCCAGUCUCCAACUUCAUUGUCCACUGUAAGACCAAUUUCAUCAUGAUGUCAUGAACCCACCAAUAGAGGGCAGCAGACAUGAGAGACAGCCCAAAGACACUAGGCUACAUUGAACAGAACCAGUUUCUGAACGAAAUGCAGUGCAGGUGGCAGUCCACAUCCUGCAUACCUUUCUGGCCGUUGGUCCUCAAAAACAGGGUCUUCGUCUUUGACUAACCAGGGUGCACUUCCAUCAAGGGACAGGUUCUUAUCUGUACAUCAUUGCGCAAGUCUUUAUUGAAAAAGAUAACCCUCUGGAAAAUGGAAUGGUGUUCCAAAAGUGCAGAGUCGCAGUUCACCUUUCGAAGCCAUGCCGUGAAAGGAACACCUAGAAUCCAACUCCCAGUGGCGUUCCAAGUGAAAGAGCCAUUGCAUUCAACACAGCGGAUGUGGUGGGGAAAGAUUCAACUCUGGGGCAUAUCUACCAAUUCCGUGCGUGGAUUCCACUUGAACGCAAUUCCCUAUCUUCACAUGUUACGACAUCUGUGGACCUGCUCGUAGUUUGAGUUUUGACCCCUUCCUAGAGUGUCCUGCUAUUUCGCAGAAGUUGCUUUAGCCUGUAUAAAAAUCUUUGAUAGCUCAUUGACCAUUCCUAGCUGUACAAGUGAGUGGUUCCCAUUCCCUUCAUAGGAAUGUGCAGAGGGAACCACUUUCUACCACUUCUGUCAUUAAAAAAAAAGAUUACAAAUCUUUUGUUCAUGGAGUGGGAAUACAGAGAACAGCGACUUUAAUUCCAACAGCUCGUGUUCCAUCCUUUUUUUAAACUCCGAAAUCAAUGAUUGGCACUUUCGAAUGGCAUUGUGCAUUGUGUAUGUUCUUUUCUCGUGAUUUUGUUUCAGCAUCUUGUAGAACCUCUGGCGAAGUAACAAAGCCAGACAGAGAUCUGGGCACUGUCCCCCAUCCCCUUUCUGACUCCUGGUCAACACCCUCUCAUGACCCCAGCAUAUUGUUCUUCUCAAGGCCUUGCCUUGCUUUCUUCCAUUGUGCUUCUCUCCAUGAGUGCACUAGAAUCACUUGCAAUCAACUCUGUUUCAGAGCCUACAAAAAAGCAUCCUUCUUUUCAGCCCAAUCCCUCCACCCCCCACCCCACGUAGCAGUAUGGCAUCACUGAGCACAGCUUUUCCUACAAGUCAGUGACUCUUCCAGGAAUACCGGCAGUCGCAGGUCAAAUGAGGUCGCAGGUUUUUCCCAGCUUGGGAGAUUUUGGACAACGCAGUUUAAUUGACUGGGAAUCCUGGCCAGCGGCCAAAGCUGGCUUGUGGAUCUCAGUUUUGCCAGAUGGGGGCAGAAGGUUUCCUAAAAUCCCCACAACUUGCCAUCCAAGUAAUUACAUAAUUUGAUUCAGCACUGGGUAUUAACACAGCACUGGAAUGAUGCACGAGCUUUCUCCGUGGGUAGCCAGACAAUAUGGUGGCUCUUCUUUGCCAAUUUGGGGAUUUUAUGCAAAUCUCUAGAAACGGCAGGCGUGGCUUUCUUUUGUAGUUGUAGUUUGGCCAGUAUUACUAGUAAAGCACAUCGCCCAGGGAUUAUUGAAGUUGGUUCUGAAAGUUAACCUGAAAUUUCAGGGAAAGUUAACAUGCAUGAAUAGGGUACGUACGAAUUUGUCACUUAAAAAUUUAAGACGCCUUGAAUCACACUUGUAUCACUGCUGACCACUGUUAAAGCAAUAAUACACUGGCAACUGGCAAUCUCCACCAUGUACCCAUUGAGUAUUAACGGCAGAUUUGGUUGCUAUGCAUGACAUGUAAUUAUUAUCCAUGAGUGGUGACAUGGGUCACUAGUUUGUCUUACUUCAAGGGUGAAUUUGUUAAUGUCACAGUGGUCAGUGUACCCAGUACAGUGGGAUGCACAGACUGCAAAAAAGAAAGCAUUGGUCAUCUUGAUGUUUCCCAUGAGUCGUCUUGUAGGCCCUACAAGAAAAUGAGAUACUUCAAAGAGCUGAAAACAAGCCAGCUUUAAUUUUCUCAUCACAUCACAGGGAAGGUGGCUACCCCAAAUAUAUGCAUUUAAUUGCCAUUGAAGCCUGAUGCAUCAUUUUCCUUCCCCUAUUUCAUAUCAUGGAGGAAGGGUCAUAUACAGACACAAGCAUUGCUAGUGUGGAUUGUCAUUAGCUUCACGGGACCAUCACUUUUACCACGGUAAUUGUUGGCUUGUAAAUAAAGAUCAUUUUCCGCCUGGAA